Molecule: messenger RNA, 1125 nt
Organism: Saitoella complicata NRRL Y-17804
Lineage: Eukaryota; Fungi; Ascomycota; Saitoellomycetes; Saitoellales; Saitoellaceae
Exons: 4
Coding region: 1-1125 (374 amino acids)
Cellular component (GO): TRAPP complex; Golgi apparatus
Molecular function (GO): protein binding
Source: RefSeq, a predicted model, not a curated record
AUGAAUCUACUCAGACCUGCACUGGGAGAAGACAGCCUUACGUCGGAAUUUCGGGAUGAGAAGGUCACAGAAAAGGAUUACCGUGCGCUGGUUGAUGAGAAGAUAUUUCAGGAAAUACCGGAGUUUCCUCUCCCUCAACCUCUUGCAGAUGAAGGCCUGCCACAGCAGCCAAAGUAUUCAGACGAUUCCACAUUGGCUAAUUUGAUCCGCUGCCGCAAAUACCUUACUGCACUUCAGGUUACUCAGAAAGGCCUGCUUACCACCGAGCCAGUACUAUCAUCACUACCGGAUAUCUUCAGCCUCUGGCAGACCCGUCUGAGGCUUUUCGACUACCUUCGACUCCCUCAGUUAGCGAUCCAAGAACUGUCGCUCCUCCCAGAUAUCGUCACGCCAGGUCCUGAGUUCCUCAACAAUGACGGGAGGACGGUAGUCUUAUGGUCGUUGCGCGUGGAGAUAGUACGAGUGAAGGCGCUGGCAGCACAGAAUCAAGUACAGGGGUGGGAAAUAGCAAUUAAGGAGUACUACGCCCUGAGCACGGAAGCUCGUGGUGAACUUGCCCGUGCAAAGAGGGCAUCGGACGCGGAACACGCAGCACUCUGGGCCGAGAGGCUCGAAGGCCUUGGGUUUGCUGUACUUUCAGCGCUAAUCGCCAUAAGGGAUUACCCGACAGCGAUUCACCGGUUGCAAGCUAUGCUGGCCUCAACACCCUUAAACAACAAGCUCCGCACUGCGCUUUGCUUGACAUAUCUGCGUCUUGGCAAUGUUGCUUCAGCACGCACCUAUGCCGGCGAAGAUUCAUCUCUGCUUGCUUUGGUGAGCAUGGCAGAUGGUCAAUGGAGUGAUGCCACCAGGGCAGCUGCCUUGGAUGAAGCACAUUCGACAGCUCUGAAUCGCACUGUGGCAGCGUUGUAUAGAGGGGAUAUCGAAGAGUCUACGACGCAACUGCGGUCGCUGCUAUCCUCUACAAACCCUGCGAUCUCCUCAACGACGCUUGAAUCAGCACUUUACAACCUGUGUACCAUCAACGAACUACGAACGAAGGGUAUGGAUCUGAAGAAGCAGUUGGCAACGGAGUACAGCAGGGAAUGCAGAGAAAGUGGAAGAUGGGAGGUGUUUAAAGUUUAG